AUGUCUAACACGCCUCCUCCUCCUCCACCUUCACCUUGGAAUUUCAGUGCCAUGGCAGGAAACGUCGUGCAGUUCCUCCGACUACCCCUACUUGCAUCUUCUGGCAUUGCAGCUGUUGCAAGCGGGAUGCUCUACUUCAAACAAAAUGACCUUAUCUAUCCACGCAACUUCCCCCCGGGGUCACGUACCGAUGUCCCCAAACCCUCGGAGUUCGGAAUGACAGACUAUGACGACCUGCGUAUUCCGACGCCGGAUGGCGAGAUACUUUCUGCAUUAUACAUCCGGCCGACAAACAAGACUGCCAAACCAAAAGUUACAAUGCUCGUUUUUCACGGAAAUGCUGGAAAUAUCGGCCAGCGGUGUCCUAUUGCACGGGUCUUCGGAGAGCUUUUAAACUGUAAUAUUCUAUUGCUCGAAUACCGCGGAUAUGGAUUGUCGACAGGAAACCCGGACGAGGGCGGGCUGAAAAUAGAUGCGCAAACUGGCCUGGAUUAUUUACGGCAAUUGCCAGAAACAAAAGGCACGAAGUUUUUGAUAUACGGGCAGAGCCUAGGUGGAGCUGUCGCAAUCAACCUUGUUGCCAAAAAUCAGGAACACGGUGAUAUUGCCGGAUUAAUCGUGGAGAAUACGUUCCUAAGCAUACGAAAGUUGAUUCCAAGUGUCUUUCCGGCCGCGAAAUACGUGACUCGGCUUUGUCACCAGCAGUGGCCUAGCGAAGAGGUACUACCCAAAAUCACGAGUGUGCCAAUUCUAUUUCUCAGUGGGCUCAAAGAUGAAAUCAUUCCUGCCUCUCACAUGCUCCAGCUCUACAAAGUUUGUCAAGCUAAAAAGAAGGUCUGGCGAACUUUCCCGAAUGGCUCUCACAAUGAUACUGUCACUGAACCAGGGUACUUCGAGCAUAUGCACUCUUUUGUCGUCGACGAAGUUUUAGACUAG
Molecule: messenger RNA, 936 nt
Organism: Ophidiomyces ophidiicola
Lineage: Eukaryota; Fungi; Ascomycota; Eurotiomycetes; Onygenales; Onygenaceae
Gene: bem46
Product: bem46 protein, variant
Exons: 4
Coding region: 1-936 (311 amino acids)
Cellular component (GO): membrane
Molecular function (GO): palmitoyl-(protein) hydrolase activity
Source: RefSeq, a predicted model, not a curated record